ACUAUCACAUCGCGCUGCAGAGUGGAGUGUUGCCUGUGCUGGGGCUGGAAGCAGCGAGAAGCCCUGCGUCCUGUAUAGCCGCCUGUGCCCAGUGCUCACGGGCAUCUGGUCUCUGAGAAGGCUGGCAGUCCUCCAUACCCCGGGGCACGGUGUAGAGAUGUGUGACUCGUGAUGUGCUGACCUUUCCAUUGGCUUGUUUUAUCAGGAUACUCAAGGCCUUGGAAUGCUAGAACUCUAACUGGCUGCAGAUUAGGAGAGAGCCAUCAAUAUGGAGACUGCCGUCUCAGAAGUGGAACCUGAGAAAACUUUGCCUCAUUGUGAGAUCAAAGACCCCCAUGGAUCAGCACAAACGCUGACAAACAGUGAUGAAUCUCCAGUGAUAGCCUCGGCAAAAAUGAGCCAGCGGCAGGGUAAAGAUGCAUAUCUAUCUCCAACCAAAGACCUGGUCCAGGCUACACUAAGCCCCGGCAUCAUCCAGAGUCAUGGUUUUGAUAGAGGAAAGGAUGAAGUCUUGCAGUGCAAAGAUGAUUCGGCUAACUCCAUGUCCAAAAGCAAGUCCGAGUCUAAAUUAUACAAUGGAUCUGAAAAGGACAUUGCUGCAGCCUCAAGUAAACUUACAAAAAAAGAGUCUCUUAAGGUCCAAAAGAAAAAUUAUAGAGAGGAGAAAAAAAGGGCUACGAAAGAGUUGCUCAGUACAAUCACAGACCCAUCUGUUAUUGUCAUGUCCGACUGGCUUAAGAUUAGAGGAACAUUAAAAAGCUGGACAAAACUGUGGUGUGUGUUAAAACCAGGAGUCCUUUUAAUCUACAAAACCCCUAAAAAUGGACAAUGGGUAGGCACAGUGUUGUUGAAUGCUUGUGAGAUCAUUGAGAGGCCCUCUAAGAAGGAUGGAUUCUGCUUCAAACUCUUUCAUCCACUGGAGCAAUCAAUCUGGGCUGUUAAGGGUCCUAAAGGUGAAGGAGUAGGAUCCAUUACACAGCCCCUUCCAAGCAGUUACUUAAUUAUUCGAGCUGCCUCAGAGUCAGAUGGAAGGUGCUGGAUGGAUGCUCUAGAAUUGGCUCUGAAAUGCUCCAGUCUACUAAAGCGCACGAUGAUCAGGGAAGGUAAAGAGCAUGAUCUGAACUCCUCUGGUGAAAAUAGCCAUGUCAACUUUUAUGGCCUUCUGAGGGCAAACAACGUCCACAGCAAUGAGAACUUCCAGUUGAAUGACAGUGAAAUUGAAAGGCAGCACUUUAAAGACCAAGACACCUAUUCAGAUAAAUCUGAUAAAGACAAUGACCACGAUCAUGAGGACUCUGACAAUGAUGGACUCGGUAAAAGUGAGGAGAGUGACAGUGACACUUCAGAAAGACAGGAUGACUCCUUUAUUGAUCCUGAACCUUCUGAUCUAAUUAAAGAAACCACAUACAUUGAAGAAGCCCAUGAAGAGCUUGGAGAGGCUGGUGAGGCAUCACAAACAGAAACUGUGUCAGAAGAGCACAAGAGUCUGAUCUGGACUUUACUGAAGCAGGUUCGGCCAGGAAUGGACUUGUCCAAAGUGGUGCUUCCCACCUUCAUACUGGAGCCCCGCUCUUUCUUAGACAAGCUAUCUGAUUAUUAUUAUCAUGCUGACUUCCUGUCUGAGGCGGCUUUGGAAGAAAAUGCAUAUAGUCGAAUGAAGAAAGUUGUGAAGUGGUAUCUUUCAGGAUUCUACAAAAAACCAAAGGGCCUGAAGAAACCUUACAACCCUAUCCUUGGAGAAACCUUUCGCUGUUUAUGGAUACAUCCGAAAACCAGUAGCAAGACCUUUUAUAUUGCUGAGCAGGUUUCCCAUCAUCCACCUGUGUCUGCCUUUUAUGUCAGCAAUCGAAAAGAUGGAUUUUGUCUUAGUGGGAGUAUUUUGGCCAAAUCAAAAUUUUAUGGUAAUUCCUUAUCUGCUAUCCUGGAAGGUGAUGGGAGACUGACCUUCCUUAACAGAGGGGAGGACUAUACCAUGACCAUGCCAUAUGCCCAUUGUAAAGGCAUCCUGUAUGGCACAAUGACACUUGAGCUUGGAGGAAAUGUCACCAUCACAUGUGAGAAAACUGGUUACAGUGCUAUUCUGGAGUUUAAACUUAAGCCAUUUCUUGGAAACGAUGAUAGUGUUAAUCAGAUAUCAGGGAAAAUAAAACUGGGAAAGGAAGUCCUGGCCACUUUGGAAGGUCAUUGGGACAGUGAAGUCUUUAUUCAUGAAAAGAAGACCGAUCUGUCUGAGACCUUCUGGAACCCUACAUAUGAGAUUAGGCAGGGGAGACUAACCCGUUGUACAGUAUUUCGAGAUGAGCAGGGAGAAUUUGAAUCUGAAAGGCUCUGGCAACAUGUUACAAGGGCGAUCAAUAACAAAGACCAGACAGAAGCCACUCAGGAGAAGUUUGUUUUAGAGGAAGCUCAGAGGAAAGCUGCCAAGGAGAGAAAGUCAAAGGGAGAGGACUGGUCAUGUAAUCUCUUUGAACAGGAUCCAAUCUCGGGAGAAUGGCAUUACAGAUAUGCGGAUACUCGACCAUGGGACCCCCUCAACGACCUGGUUCAGUUUGAGAAAGACGGUGCCGUCCAGACAAAAGUCAGACAUAGGACUCCAAUGGUACGUUCGGGGAGUGUAAUUAGUCUCAAUAACCAUGGGGCAAAGCGGGACAAAUGCAAUUAUCAGGUUUGUGUUCCAAAGUUGCAGCAUAAAUCAGGUGGUCAGCAGAAGAAAGGAGAAAGUGGGUGCUCCUCCCCUGAGCUGGAUAACCAGGAUUCUUCUGGCAGCGAAGCUCAUGUAUUAGCUCACAGCACUAGAAGCAGAAAGAAGGUGGCAGAUCAUGGAGAACUACAAAGUGCCAUAGAAUCUAUCAAGAAAACACAAGAAGAAAUCAACAGGAACAUCAUCGCUCUUCGUAAUCGUGUAACUACAAAUGCCUCAAACUCAGAAAGCAGUUUCCUUCAGCAAAGAGACUAUUGUAUUAUUAUAUUCCUAAUUUUGCUUCAGAUUGCCAUUAACUAUUUGUUCAAGUAAAAGAAAAUGACUCGCAUAGAAGUAUGUGGAGUCUGGAACUGUUGGAUUGGGACCACUUCUUGCCUCACUAGCAUUUUCAGUGCUUUUUAUCCCCACCAUGAUAGAGGUCAGAUGAUUUGGACUCUUAGGUGCAAUAUUAUUUUUCUUUUUAAAAUGGUGGCCCACGACUCUGGAGUCUUGUUCAACUUGUCAAUUUUUAUCCACGUCACCAGUAGAACAAGUAUGAAAGUGCCCACACUGUCUGCCAAGCUGUCUUAUGGAUUCACUGUUGGAAUAAGUUGUGUUAUACAGUACACUGUUUAGAAAUAUUCAUGUUACAGAUAUGUAUGAGCACAUGUUGUAAAUAUGUUGCUGGCUGUCAUUUUCUGGUCUUCAGAUUGAACAUGAACUAAAAAUACCUUGAACAUUCACCACGAGAUAAUAACCUGGAAAACAAAGUUUUUGUUAAGUCAGGUACUUGGUAAAAAUCACUUUUCGACCAAAUAUCUUGAUAACAAAAUGCUUUCACUUGUAGCCUCCCCAAUGUGGUUACCAUAUACCUUUUCUUCAUACUUAUCAUUUAAGAACACUUCUGUACCUAGUACUGUACAGCAAAAUCUUUAGAAAUAAGUACACAGCCCCAGAGAGAGACAUUAGCACUAUCAGGGUAAGGGUACGUGGGUGAUUUUUAUAAUCGUCCAUCAGACAAUACUCAAAGCUAAGGUAAGACAAUUUACUGCAUUUUUGGGACCGCUUGCUACAUUUAAGUCUACAAUUUACAAUGUAGCUCUACCUUUUUGUUUACAUUGGUUAUUUAGCCAUCAAUGUGGUUUAUUUAGUAAUAUAUCUUCUUUUCAUUAUUACUCUUUGCAGUGUAAGAAAAAUCAGUUCAUCUCUCAUCUUCGAUCUAUCUAAUCCAUUUUGUUGUAUUGUAUUUAUUAGUUUACUUCCCAUUCACAACUGGGUAUACUUAAAGGCUAUUGAAACUUUUGGGGUAAAAAAUUCUUCUUGAUUUUUACUUAUUAUGGUGCAUAACACAUUUUCUCCAUAUGUCUUUAUUAAACAAUUUGCUCAGUUUAUUUCCUAUAGAAUGCCAUGUGAGCUCUGCUUUCCCCCUACACUUGUAUGCAACCCAUGUACUUGCCUUCCCUAUCUUCAGCCUGUGCAAGCUUUCCUCCAAGGAUUCUCUCCAUUAUACUCAUAGGUUUAGCUAGUGUGCAAUCCCUAUGUUACUAACUCAGAGUGCAGAAUGUCUGUCUGUCACACUCUUUGGCCCUAAUUUACUAAGAGUGGAGUGUAGGUUUCUUUGUGGGUUUUAAUUCCUUACAAAUUUUUUUCCACGGUUUUUACUAAGGUUUUCCUACAUUUUACAGUUUCCCUACAUUUUGCUUUUUUUACACAGGGGUUUUCCUGAAAUUCACCACAUUUUCUGUGGAACUCUUAGUAAAUAUGUUGGGUUUUUUUGAAAAUGUUGGGAACACGACCCUUUUUGGUCACCACGCCUUCCCCCGAUGGCCAUGCCCCUUUUUCGGGUUUUGGUAGUAAAAUGGAGAGUUAGUCGGGUUUUUUUUUUAUUUUUUAUUUUGGCACAGACAGAAUUUAUGGCGCAAUGCGUGAGAAUCUGGCGCACAACAUGUGGGGUUUGCAAUAGUAAAUGAGGGCCUUUUUCUGAGCAGCAGCCAAAUGGAAAUAAAUUUUUAAUGAAGACCAUUUGGAAAGCUUGCUUUAUCUUGCAUUCUGGAACCAAAUUAUUAAUAAUAAUAAUAAUAAAAAUAAAAAAAAACAUUGCAUAUGUGCUCAUAGCCUUUCAGUAAUAAUGACAACAUGUGUGAUAACAGCUUGUUGAUGGAUUUUAUGUAUGAUUUUUUAUUUACACUUCACAGAGUAAUGUGAAACAAAACAAAAUAGGAGAAACUGUAGCAAAACCUUAAAGGUACUAGAUUUUAAAUACGAUUACUCUAACAAAUGUUAAUGAAAAGUAGAGCUGCAUUGUUCAGGUUACUUGUCUGUGUGCCUCUCUGAAAUAAUGAAAUUUAUUAGAAUUGUGUUGCUAAUAUCAGACCAGAAUAGGUAUUUUUCUCUACAUUUUUAUCUAGUUUUGAUUGCGAGGUUUGAUAGGUCAGCUGUUUACUGAAGCAGUAUAGAUUUUUAGAUUACAGUCAGAUACGGUAGAAUGUAAUAGCAGUAUGCCCUAUUUCGGCAGUAUUCAAACUAUAACCCAGAUUAGGGGUAUGUUCACAAGUACUGUAUACACUGCGGACUGUAUGCUGUGUCAAUAUAAAUAAGUAGCUCAACAAAGUAUAUACAGUAUGUGUGAACAUGCCCUAAGAACUUACUUGAUAUGGUCUUUUCGAUUGGUACUAAAAAGUGACGAUAUAAAAACUCUACACAAAUACUGUCAGUAAAAUAUAUGGUAGUUAGGCUCAUAUUAUGUCACUUGCAAUGUAUGCCUCAACUUGUCACUCCCUCAUUAUCUGUUACCUUGAUUUAAAGCCCACUGUAGUAUUACACUGAACUUACAACAUGGGAGUGCUAAUAAAUGGGUGCUCAGACCUUCUGGUUAAAUCGGAAUAUUUGAGUUUUCCUAGAAACACUUUUUAACUAUAGUAUACUUAAGCUACUGAUAUAGCAGCAUUUCUAUUAAAAAGUAAAUAGACUAUCCAAUACACAGCACUCCCCAUCAGACUACAAUCCUAGAAUGCAGCUGGCAACCAAUUAGGUCACUUCACACUCCAGUUCACUAGUCUACAGCAGAAGAUAAAUAAAAAAAAAAGUGGAAAAUGACCUGAUGGAAAUGUAUCACCUAGAUUUAUUUUUUACUGAUGAAAACCAGACAUUGAAAGUUUUCUUUUCUGUAAUGUUUUUAGUUUUAUCUAUUUUUUUUAUUCUAUUCUCUGUACAUGACCAUCUUGACUGAGCUGCUGUUACCAAAAUUUAGAAAGACCUUCAUAAACAGCUACAUGGACCAUAUGACAUGAUACAUUGGGGCUGACUAAUUGAGUUUUAUGAGAUAGUGUUCUGGGUAUUCUCUGUGACCUGUCCAGGGAGGGAAAGGAGAUGGCCUGUGACCAUCACCUAUUGGGAAUUAUGGAUCCUGUGUUACCUAUAUAUAGUUGUCACUCUUCUUUAUAAUCCUACCUGUGAUAAUAAUGAGGAGCCUGCUGAAAAGUGAAAUUUACUAAAUAUAAAGUAUUCAUCCCAUUCUAGAAUUGGGCUUGCUGGCCAAAGGGAAAACUGCAAGAUUUCAGGGUUUUGGUUUUUGUUUUGAUUUUUUUUUUUAAAUAUAGAUUUUAAGAAAAUUCCAAAAAAACUGUUUAACAUAACAAUUUGAUUUAAACUAUAGGUCAUUUUCUGAUGACUUAUUCCCUUUUAAGGCCUUGUUUACACAGUGUUUUUAAUGGGACUUUGCUGCACCAUGCACUCAGAUGAAAUCCCAAUUCUGCCCUCUCAAUUCUUUCUAUGGAAUCCUCUUGGAAAUGCAUUGAUGUCUAGGGAAACAAUGCAUUUCCAAGCUGUCCUAGCACUGGCGGCUGCUAUUUGCUGAAUGUCCGUCAUAAAUUGUCCAGGCGAACGUUUAUCAAAAAUUCUGCUGUGUGAACAUGGCCUUACAACUCCAGAAAUUACAUCAGACUUUUCCAGUAGUAAUAUUGCAAUUUUAUUUUAGUGUAACUGCAUGUUCUGUUGUAUUCAGGGGGACUUGGCUUCAUAAGUUUCUAGAUUGCCCUAGAAGAAUACAUUUGAGGCCCUUUUCUACUUGGUUUUAUGUUGCACUUUCAGCAUUGUUUCUUUGUUCAUCAUGUAUGCUCUGGAAAUGCUGGCAUUUUCUCCCUUUUCUAUUAUUCCAGAUAUAUUAGUUGUAUUUAUGUUUAGAUUUUAUACAUUUCAAGUUUAAUAAUUCUCCUUUUUUUUUAAUAUAAAAUUGUUUCAUGUGCAUUUUAGCUCUUGUCCAGUAAAGCACUAACCUGCCGGGAGUAUGUAUAGGACUAGUAAGUUUAGGAGAUGGCCAUACUAUAUACCUAACCAUUAUUUUCUGCCUAUUUUAGGCCCUUUUCACUUAAUUUUUUUAUGAUUACCAUGUAUGCUGGGAAAGCUGUCCAUGAAUAUGCUGGGUUACAUUAGCCCGAUGAGGGUAAAAAAGUGUCCUUUUCUCCACCAUAUGUCUGAUAGGUCAAUAUACCACAAAAGCGAAGCUUUUAAUUACAAAGUAUUAUAAAUUAGACCCCACUUUUCCAUAUAGAGAAAUCCUGUUAGAAAAAAUAUCUGUUAAAUAGUUAACAUAAUAGUCUAUUGGUGUCAAAUGCCACUGUAUGGUGUGAAUCAGACUUUCAUUUAGUGUAUAUAUCAUGAGCUUUUUCCAUCUUAUACACUAAACACAGACAAAAGAAUGAGCUGUGAACGAAACCUUUGUGCGGUGUUUUCCAAUGAGUGCCUAAACUCCCAACAUGCUCAGACAGCCAAAGGCUGGGAGUUUUCGGCUAUGUUCACACCACCGAAUGUCUGCACGGCAAAUCGAGAGCUGGGACCGCACGGGAAUGUGUCGUCUCAUAGACAGCUAUGCAUUCCAUGCGGUGUCUGCAGAAAGAAUGAAAAGGUUCAUUCUUUCUGCGGACACGGAGAAUUGAAUUUCCGCUUUGUGCACAGAGCAGCAGAAUCCCGUGGAAUUCAAUGGGAUUCUGCUUCAGUGGAAUUUCCGUGCGGACAUUCCAAGCGGUAUUCUGCAUGGAAAUUUUUAGGUAUGAACAUAGCUUUAGUUUUGCAAUAGCCGGAGGCAUCCUGGUUGGGAAACACUGCCUUAGUGAGUUGAACAGCUUUACAGUUCAUGGUUUCCAAUUGUAUAAAAUAGAGAGAAAAAUGACAUGUACAGCAUUAGGCUAGGCUUACACAUGCUGGUAUUGGUGUUGAAUGAAUGACUAUAACUCAAACUCACAAAGCAAAACUGUGCAUAAAUUUGUGCUGUUUAUGCCAAAAUCUGCAACUUGUGUUUUUGAAAUGUUCCCAGAAACAUGGUACCGUGGUAUGGUAUGAAUUACUGUCCUAAAUCAGAGAGACAUUAGAAAAUAAAAAAAAACAAACAACAAAUGAGACAAAAAGGGCAUGCUUAGGUUUAAAAUGUAUUUAUUUUUUAAACUUGCACUUGUGGACGUACCCAGUGUUUAGAUGUGAUGGAACAUGGACACGUGAUUCUAAAAUAUUGCUUUUCUGAACACGUGUGACAGCUCUAGAUAUUUGCCAAAAUAAACUGGAAAAGAGAAAGGGAUAAAAGAUGACAGCUCUUCCUGCCAAAGUAAUUGGAACAUUCCAAACAAUAUAGAUGAAGCUUCCACCACGUGGAGGAUUGUGGGUUUACUAUAUGUCGGACCCGUGUGUCAUACCAAAAUUCCUUUACUAGUGUAUGAUGGGAUUGUUUCUAUAUAAUGUAGAUUCUAAAAAUGUUAGCUGUAUCAAUUUAAGUAUUUGUAUGUACAGUAAGUAUCUUUAUAUGAAGAAUGAAACACAACAUUGUAUCUUCCAGAUUUCUCAUCCUUGAAUGACAUAUACAUGUAAUAUUAAAUCCCUUCAUGCACCUCAUAAGGCAUUGUAUAACCUAAUGGGAUGUAUCAUAACAUCCUGUAGCCAGCCCUGAAGGGUUAACUACCUAACCUCACAGGUCUUCAGGCGAAGAAGAAUUGUAUAGUGAAAUUUGUGUAUUUAGAAACUAUUACUGUUUCAUGUACAGGGGAAAUGUAAUGAUAAUGAACUGUACAGUGCACUCCACAAUGACUUUUGUGAAUUGUAUAGUGGUUUAUUAAUAUAGAAAACUGUUUUAGCAAUAUAAAUACAUACAUAUCAUCAGCUGUAAUUUCCAGCGCCUCUCCAAGAAGAAUACUCUAUUAUGUUACAGUACAACCAUAAUGGUCAGAAUGACCAUAUGUUUGCUAGACUGGAAGUGUUGUGUAUAAAUAAGAAGACACCACCACACAUCACAUGUACUGUGUGUAAAAUAUAAUCUAUCCCUUUAACAGCCCUGUGAAAGGUAUGUUAUGUCAAGUACAAGGCAUGGCUGGUUAUAAACAAGGAUACUUGUGACAAACCUAUAAUGUACAAUAAAUCAGAAUGUUGACAGAUGUUUAUGGGACUGAGCAUAGUUGUACCCUGGAUCUCAGCUGAUCUUAUUGUAAAUGACACAGCUUCUGGCAUAAUUUCAUGAAGUCCUAAUAUAACAUUGCUGUGUACAUUAUCCUCAACUAGAGGGAGCCUAAAAUGCUUUGCUGUUUUGCCAGACAAGACAGUUUGUCCUUUUAGUGCAUUAUCUUCUAUUGUAGGGAGUAGAAUACAGUAGUGUUAUAAUUUUUCUGUAGAUCAUGUAUUUCAUAAUCUGCAUGUGCACUUUUUGGAUGAAAUUGAAAGCCCAAGAGCUGUCUGAACAUUAACUGUGCCUUUUUGAUAAAUGAGUUUGUAUAGGUGUUUCUGGGUUUGUGCCAUAUCCAUAUGAUCACAGGUUUCAAGCCCAUGCUCUUACUUUUCUAAGAGGAUUUGCAAUACUUGGUCAGAUAUUUAUCUCCUUCACUCUUGAAGGGUAAGCUGUGUGUACUUUCAACUUAAUCGGCUUUCUUCUGACUGGACUCCUAUCCACAGGUAUCGGGAGGAAUGGCAGGGUCAGAGGGGAGGGGCCUGUUAUGUAUCUUAAAUUGUUGCAUUUAUGUCCACAUAUUGGGUGUAUAUACAAUGAAGUCAUUACAUUUUGUGGCAUAUUCUUAAUAGCCAUAGCAACAAGCAGUGACCUCUUACACAAAAGUGUGACUUCAUUAAGAUUCACAUUUUUUUUGUUGUUUAUUUGCAUCUCACAGCUUUUAAGUACAAAAAAAUCCAGUAAUGUGUAAAUUGUGAGUUCUGUAACCUGUAUUCCUAGUGCUGACAAUAUGUGCACUAGGACCUCAACCGAGAAGAGUCCGUACCAGGUAUGACUGAAGGUUAUAUAUUUACACCUUUGUUCUCUUAUAAUUAAGAAAAAUAACUUGUAAACUGGACUCGUACUUUUAUGCACGCCUGUUUUACCAUCAUUGCUUGUUUUGUACUGUUACAUUUUUAAGCAACCAAUAGACUGUUAUAUAAACAUUGAGUAAAGACCAGUGUUAUGUAUCGAUGAAGAGCCUGAACCCAUGACAAAAUGAAUGUGAUAAGAAUAAUAGAAAACAACAAGAGACAAUUAUUUAUAUAUAACAAAGGUUUAUUUGAUGAUCUUCUGUGUUGAACCUUUGAGCAGGAAUAGCAGUGUUUCUUAGCCAAACGGCACACACGUUGAACCCCAUGUAUAAUUGCAAAACAUUUAGUUGUUGCCAGUGGCAACAAUUCAGAUCCCAUCAUUCAGGGAUAUUUUGUCUGCAGUAGUUAUACAUGGGGUCCAAUGUUUUCAAUAAGUGUCACUAAGCUAGAAUGGAACAAAGUUUUAAGAAUAACAAAUGUCUUGUGUUGUAGCAUGUUAACUGUUCAUGUGUUAAACAUCUUGUCCAAUGGCUUUUUGAAAAUUAAAGCACUACCACUGGUCAGUAGUUUUGUAUUUCCAAUUAGAAUAAAAAUGUGAUCAUAA
This is a messenger RNA of Hyla sarda, 10559 nucleotides long. RefSeq names its product oxysterol binding protein like 8 (gene OSBPL8). Gene Ontology annotation, molecular function: cholesterol binding. The record is from RefSeq and is a predicted model, not a curated record. The transcript has 25 exons. NCBI's taxonomy places the organism in Eukaryota, Metazoa, Chordata, Amphibia, Anura, Hylidae. Gene Ontology annotation, cellular component: membrane; intracellular membrane-bounded organelle; cytosol. The coding region runs from base 269 to 3013 and encodes 914 amino acids.